AUGAAAAAUGGGAAUGGCUUGCCAUCAGAACAUCGAAUAAAAAGAAAAAACAAAUUAGAACCUGUGCGAAUUUCAAAUCCAGCCAAUUCUCAGCAUGAAGAAUAUUUCAUUACUAAAUAUUCGAGAACGAGCUCGGUUGAAGCAAAAUUAACAAGAAAAUCAAUCCAUCAACAGAACAGCAGAUGGCGAAACUGA
Molecule: messenger RNA, 195 nt
Organism: Clunio marinus
Lineage: Eukaryota; Metazoa; Arthropoda; Insecta; Diptera; Chironomidae
Source: the annotation of a GenBank genome assembly